AUGAAUCCUUUUGCUGCGCUUCUCCAUCGAUACUUGGAAGAUAAAACUAUGCAAAAGCCCCUAUUCAUAAGAACCUUCUCUUAUGUGCACAACUCAUCAUGCCAAGUUGUAACUGCAUUCAGACGAGAAAUUAAAUCUUGCUAUGGAGCCUAUAAUAAACGAAAUGAAGAUCAGACACCAAUUGUUAAUGCUGAAAAUGGUGAGAUCAAGUAUGAGUAUCAACCGGUCAGCACAACAAAAAGUCUAGCAUACAGUGGCAAAAUUAGUAGAUACGAUGGUGGAGGAUUCAUACAAGACCUUACAGUCGACAAUGCAGUAGAGACGUUGAAAAUAAUUGAGGGCUUACAGGCUAUGCGUUUCAUAGACCGUGGAACUAGAGUUCUUUUCGUGGAUUUUUCACUCUACAACGGCAACAUAAAUAUGUUCUGCAUCGUCAAAAUCAUAUUUGAGCUACCGGCCUCUGGUGGUGUCAUUGCAAGCUCACUGCUGAACCUAAAGCAAUUGAUCCGAUAUGUCACCAAUUACGAUUACUUUGUUUUUGUAUGCGAGUUACUCUUUUGCGCUUUUGUUCUCUAUUACACCAUUGAAGAAAUCCUGGAAAUAGCCCGUUGCCGUCUAUCAUACUUUAAGGAUUUCUGGAACUCUUACGACGUCUUAAACCUUGCAACAUGUUAUGUUGUCAUUUGGUUCGGCAUCCAACACUUCUUCUCAAUCAAUAAUAAUCUGCAAGCUACGGUGGACGUUGGAGAACAAGGCGGCUAUGUGAACAUGGAUAGUCUAGUUUUCACCCAUGACGACUUUAUUCUCAGCAUGGCCUGUCUAUUAAUAAUUUCGUGGAUCAAGUUCAUAAAAUACCUAAGUUUCAACAAAACUAUGACUCAGCUGAGCGCCACAAUAGGUCGCUCUGCAAAAGAUAUCGGUGGCUUCUCUAUCAUGUUCUUUAUCUUCUUCUUUGGCUAUGCACAAUUCGGUUAUUUAAUUUUCGGAACCCAGGUUGCCGAUUACUCGAAUCUUUACGGUUCAGUGUUUGCGUUACUGAGAGUUAUUCUCGGCGAUUUCGACUAUUAUGCACUUGAAAAGGCUGAUCGUACCUUAGGCCCAAUUUUCUUUUUCACCUAUGUCUUCUUCGUCUUCUUCAUAUUACUGAACAUGUUCUUGGCCAUCAUCGCUGAUUCAUACAGUGAAGUCAAGUCCGAGCUACGGCAAAAACCAGCUGAGCUCGAAAUGCUUGACAUUGUCAACAAGGUUAAAUGGCAAUCAACUAUAGACCGCUUCCCAUAA
This is a messenger RNA of Enterobius vermicularis (human pinworm), 1281 nucleotides long. The record is from the annotation of a GenBank genome assembly. NCBI's taxonomy places the organism in Eukaryota, Metazoa, Nematoda, Chromadorea, Rhabditida, Oxyuridae.